AUGAAACAUCUGCUGACAACAGAAAAACGAGAAGCGAGAAAGAUUUUCAAUUCAUGGUCUAAGAACUUUUUAGAGACAUUAAAAUUUACUCAUCAUGACGACGAAGAAGAAUUAGAAAAAUCAUCGAGCAAUUUCCUACUUCCAUCAGAUUCAUUAGACUUGCUUAGAUACACAACAUUAAGCAGCCCGCGUCUCGUCUCCGCAAACCGCACAGGUUUAAGUCUUAAGGCAUAG
Molecule: messenger RNA, 234 nt
Organism: Clunio marinus
Lineage: Eukaryota; Metazoa; Arthropoda; Insecta; Diptera; Chironomidae
Source: the annotation of a GenBank genome assembly